AUUUCGAUCCGCGGUCAAGAGAGGUGCGAAGCAGUUAAUUCCUUCGGUGGAAGUGCGCGAUAUUCAACGGGUCAUCAAAAUAAAUGCAGGAGAAACAGAAUGAUUAUUACAAAAUGAAUUGAAGGGGACACAGUCUCUACAAACAAUGGAUGAUACAUGUUUCGAUGCCCUAACAAUGUCACUUUGGCGGGAGAGAAGAACAGUGGCGCAGCGCGCAAAGCGUAUAAUUUUAGGAUCAUCAAUUUGUAUAGCGUUCAUUAGAUGAAUGUAGAGAUCCAAGCAAGCAUAAGUAUGGACAGAAAAUGCGGUACUCCCAUUGUAUCGCGGACCUGAAUACUCGCUACUUUUCAGCUGCGGAUGUUAUGCAGUUAUGCGUUCCAACUACUCUGAUGCUCCAAAUAUAGCGACAUACACAUAAAAAUAAUAAUACGAGAGGAUGCAAUAAAUGGAUACAUUAUUUCUAAAGGAUAAAUAAAUAAAUAAUAAAUUGCAAUUGAAGUAAGCAAAUAGAAUAGUAAAAUGGUGAAAGGCUCAUGUAAGAAUAACGUCUGGUCUUUUGAAAAUAUAUCUAGACAGAUAGGUAGACAUCUAUAGAACUGGAAGAGAUGACAGCGAGGAACAAUAACCCGCAGCAUCGGUAUAUAGGCCUCUUCGCCCUACACGUGGUACACUUUCAAACGACACUUUCGUAUGAAGAUGACGAAGCUUCAUUUUUUGCAGCUUCUGUUUCCCGAAGAACGUCCAUCUAGGUACGGAGGGGUGAACAGCGUCUAGCGGGGGCGUUGAAUUGGCAAUCAGUCGGCAGACGACGUAGACGGGUCCGAUUACAGUUCCACGAGCCGAGCUACGCGAGUAACUCGAGCUAACUGGCCUGAUAUGAGAGCUCGAGACUAACCGUCAACUACGGACAAUCUAGCCAUCAACCUUAAACGGAAUAUAUUUACGGUUAGAUAUCCGCACAUACGUGCCGGCGCGCGUUCUCCCUUUGUAAAAGUAGCCAUAUACGCGCACACGUGUAUCAAACUCCGGGUGAAGCGAUACAAUGACGUCAGCAUCCGUUCCCUUGGCACGUCGCUGAGAAACCGCUUCAUUACACUCCAGAAAAGGGUUUUGGUUCACUAAAUAUUGCAGAAGCUUUUGACUUCACGAAGUGGUUUCGUCGCAGGCCACUUUCGAAAAGACGUUUCACUAAUCAUUGAGCAGGUUCCCUUCGCCGACUUCUAUCUGCUGUAAGGGUUGAAAACUUUCCUUCUUACUUUCAAGUUUGAAUGAGUGUCACAUUGUUCAGAAGAUUGUGACUUUGACCAACAGAAUUGAAAUUAUAUAUCAGCAAGUAGAUUGAAUGUUAUUUUAGAAAAGUAAAAGGCAAAACGCGGGCAAUUGAAAGGUAUAUGUAAAUCAGAUGCGGAUAAACAGGCGACUUGCAUUUAUUGUGCGUUUAUCGAGGUCUAGGAUAAUGCACGAAAAAACUGGUAUCAAGUACGAUUAAUUAUAAAGCGGUAAUCGAGUUGUUAUAAAGAACCUUACUUUCAAUUUCCAACCGCUCUAUUCGUUAAAAUUUAUACUGAUACUCAUUACGUCACAAUAGAAGCCCUGCUUUCUUAAUUGAGAUCUCGAUCGACGCAAGGACGUGAAAACAAUUACAUAAGCAGCUUGUGUACUCAAUUAGAAUAGCAGAUCUAUAAUUUCAAGGAAUAUUUUAUAGUAUCAAAGUUACUUAUCAUUUCGGAUGUGUGGGGUUACAAAUGAAGUGAUCAGUGAUGCAAUUUGCUGCAUGACGAAAAUCUUAUUUUACGGUGAUGUAAUGCGGCCUACCUUUCAUAAUCAUGAGCCCUGAUGAUCGCGUAUCGUCGUGCUUGAUCUUGCAGCCUUGGCAAGAUCAUUGCCACCGCGACGAUCGUCGGUGUACCACUGCGAGGAGCGAUCGACGAUUACGCGUACCUCCGUCACGGAAUACUCUGCAUUUAAUUGUAAUAUAUAGCGCUCUACUUAUUCAAAUGUAUUAUGACACUGAGGGUUUAUUUGAUUUAUAAAAUGGUCGGUCAAGGAUCUUCGGGUUAGCACGCGGGUAGCUAGAAUAUUAUUGUCCAUCAUCUUCCACGUAAUCUGGUUGUAUUUAUGUAACGAAAUUGUCGGGUUAUUAGAUUGUCUCCGUGCCGGGUCGGAUCUGUUAACCGAAGAGCUGAAAUUUAUUGCUUCAUAUUCAACUCCUUAUUUAUGAUUGUUAUGGUACCAAACUAUUUCGAUGCUUCAUAGUUUUGUAAUUCGUAGAGAAAGUCACAAAUCGUUAGGAAUUCAUGUGAUUUCGAAAAGCGACAGGUUGCACGAAGAAAAUCAUUGUAUCUGGGAGAAAGCUGCGGUUUAGGUGUCCCUUGUCCAUCGCGCACGACAGCUACGGAUGCAGUAUGGAUUUCUAAUUGAUACUUCGCAAUAAAGUACGAUUUUCUUUAUUCUGACUUCCUGUUUCAGAAGGUUUCGUGAUCCUUAUCCGAACGAGUUGCCUGUUCAGCUGCAGUUGAAUCUAGAUCGUAGUUAGCGGACGUAUACUUUCAUCCAAAUUAAUGAAACUUAAACGAAAAUGAAAGGAAAUGAAAGCAAAUUGGACUGUCUCUGGAGUCGUGAACCGCCUUGGGAGUAAAUGGAACAAAGACGAACUUAGGAUUCUACGUAUUUUCAUUAUAAGAGGAAAAUAUUAAUUUGGAAUCUCGGCUGCAAUCAUCCCCUACCGGGUUCAUAAUGGUCUGCUCUUUUUUAAUUGUCUUAAGGAAGCUAUCAUUUUAGUAGGCUACAAGAGCCGUUCUAAACAAACCACCAGCACAAUAGAAACAAUUAAACGUGGGCAAGGAGUCAAUGAACUCCAAUGAAAACAGUUUAUCGCACUAUUUAAUAAAGCUCUUGUUUCAGAUCGUAAUAUCAGCGACUUGAGCUGAAUAAACAGUGCUCUGUUCGGAACAACAUAGUCACCUUUUGUUUGGCAAUAAUCAACAUUCUUUGUGCUAUUCGACGCCUUGUGCAGCUGUGAUGUCAUUUCGUGGAAAAAAAGCUUGUCCCUCGAAGAAGAAAAAACUUCCACUGUAACAAUGGAUGCUCCAAAAGAUACGCAGGUGGCGACUAGCAUAUCAGAAAGGUGCAUCGACGUCUCUGCACCCUCUACCUGAUCAGGACUUCAAGCAGUUAGCUGAAGAAUACUUCUUAUCGGUGUGACCGAACCGAUUGCAGGCCGACCGUGAUGUGACGUCAGCGGAAAUACUAUGCAGAAGUGGUACAUUCGAUAAUGUGCAUAUUUGAGUAAUAAUUUUAUAAAGUAAAGAAAGUGAUACCUGAUGAAACCUGAUUACAUGUGUUAUGCAGUAGUUGCAAAACAGUUAUUUAUCAACAGUUUCAGGUGGAUGCUACUCCAAAGCUGGUUCUUUUAUUCGUUGCAAAUUAUAUCUGAAGAUCAAAGGCAAAAGGGAAGCGAAAGAUCAAAGGAAAAGAACGAGCGUACAAAAUUCGCGGUCGAGAAAUGGAGAAUAAGGAUUGAGAGUGACGGAACGAGUCGAACAUGGUCGAGGGGUGCCGAGGUGGAACGAACGUUCCCGAUCGUUGCGCGCUCAUCGCUAGUAGCGGGAGUCUCGAACGGCGCGGCAAUCAGUUCGAAUCCAGCAUUUCUCGACGAAGUGUGCGGACCGUCCUUUCUCUCUUUCUUUCUCGAUUUUUCGCGUCGCCGACCAUGACACGCCGGUGCUCGAAAACGUGCAGGUGAAGAUAAUAGUUCCAAUUACUUCUGGUAUUCCAUCUAUUCAAGGAAAAUAGUGAUUUUCGAAAGCGGUUCAUCAGCGACUCACGUGGAACAGUUUUAAACAGAUCCUGCUCUGUGUAUCAAGGGAAUCGAGCCACGAUGCCGUUGAGCAUAGAUGAACGGGGAGAGAAAGGAAGGAGAGACGGAAGAAAUGAGUGUUUCUUUUAAGUCGUUUCUCUAAUUUGAAUACGAUGCCCAUUGAUUAUUGUGUAACACUCGCUGACAGAUGUUACAAGAUGUGGAGCAAUCUAACCUGCGUGGACGAUUUCCUGAAUCGAGCCUUUCAUAAACUAGGUCUGAUAGUCGGUCGUUAUCCCGGCUACUUCGUGGUUGUUCCGGUUUUGUUGGCCUGCAUCUGCUUCACCGGUUAUCAGAGGAUACAUUACGAGAUUGACCCGGAAUACCUGUUCUCUCCGACCAAUGGACCGAGCAAAACUGAAAGGGCGAUCGUUGAACAGUACUUCAAGGUCAACUACAGUCAUCACUUUGACCUGAGCCGCAUUACCAGGCCAGGUCGAUUUGGUCACGUAAUUAUAACGUCGAAAGAUGGGAACAAUAAUUUGCUGAGGACCGCGGUGUUCGACGAACUGCUGGAGUUAGAUCGUCUGAUCAGAACCGCCAAGGCGACGUACGACGGUGCAGAGUUUACUUACAGUCAGAUUUGUGCUAAGUGGCUGGACACGUGUUUUAGCAACAACAUUCUGGACCUGCAUCAUGUCAUAGAGGAUGUGGAAAAGAGAGAGCUAAACCUGACGUUCCCGGUGACGCUCAAUCCCGUCACCUGGGACAUCCACCUACUACCAGUGUUCUUUGGAGGAAGCGUGAUCAACGAGGACCUGAUCAUCGAGUCCGUCCCAUCGUUGCAGCUCGCCUAUUUCCUUGCCGCUGACGACGCGUGUCAGGAUGCAAUCGGGGCAGCUUGGGAAGAAGCUUUCCUAGACACCUUAAAAAAUGUCGAGGAACAGGGUGUCUUCAAACAUAUCGCCACAGCGAGGUUUGCCUCCAGGACCCUGGAACUGGAACUGGAGGAGAACACGAAGACCAUUGUACCUUACUUCUCCAGCACCUUCAUUCUCAUGGCUCUUUUCUCCGUGCUCACAUGUAUGAUGACCGAUUGGGUACGCAGUAAACCCUGGUUGGGCCUUCUUGGAAACGUUUCCGCAGCGAUGGCCACCGUUGCUGCCUUUGGGCUGUGCAUUUAUCUAGGAGUAGACUUUAUCGGUCUCAAUUUAGCCGCACCGUUUCUGAUGAUUGGAAUCGGAAUAGACGAUACGUUCGUGAUGCUGGCUGCCUGGAGACGAACCAGUAUCUUGAAACCCGUACCUGAAAGGAUGGCUGCGACACUCAGCGAGGCUGCUGUGUCGAUUACGAUCACUUCUCUUACCGACAUGAUAUCAUUCUUCAUUGGGAUACUCUCACCUUUCCCUUCGGUGCAGAUCUUCUGUAUUUAUUCAGGUUUCGCUGUGGUCUUCACCUUCGUCUUUCACCUGACCUUCUUCACAGGAUGCGUGGCUAUCAGCGGUUACUGCGAGCAGAAGAAUCUGCAUAGCAUCGUGUGCUGCAAAGUGCAGCCACUCUCGAAAUCUUCGAACCGAUCUUGGUUGUACAGAGCGCUGUGCACUGGCGGAGUGGACCCCGACGAUCCUUACAACCCCGUGGACAAUCCGGAGCAUGGAUGCAUGAGCUGGUUCCGCGAUUACUUGGCUUCCGCGCUGAACUGUCGAUCGGUCAAGGUCGUGAUCAUCCUGAUCUUCGGUUGCUACAUCGUCGGCGCUCUGUAUGGACUGACGACUCUUCGGGAGGGCUUGGAUCGUCGCAAGCUUUCCAAGAACGAUUCUUACUCGAUCACUUUCUACGAUAGACAGGACUUCUACUUCCGAGAGUUUCCCUACAGAAUACAGGUGGUGGUUAGUGGCGAGUACAAUUACAAUGACCCAGUAAUUCAGCAACAAGUGGAGAACCUAACCAGAGCCCUGGAGGCCAGUAAAUACAUCAGCAGCGCCCCUAUUUAUACUGAGAGCUGGGUGCGGAGUUUCCUCAGCUAUGUAAACAAUAACCCCAAGGAAGUCGACAUCCAUGACGAGAAGAGUUUCAUAAAGGUGCUGAAGGACACUUGGCUGUCCCCGAAGAAUAGCUUCUCCCUGGACGUGAAGUUCGACGAGAACGAAGAGCACAUUAUAGCCAGCAGAUUCCUUAUCCAGGCGGUGAACGUGAGCGGGACCAAUCAGGAGAAGGACAUGGUGAAGGAGCUGCGUCGAAUUUGCGCCGAGUCUCCUCUGAACGCCAGCGUGUUUCAUCCUUACUUCGUCUUCUUCGACCAGUUCGAGCUGGUGAAGCCUACCAGCAUCCAGUGUAUGGUGUUCGGUGCUCUCAUCAUGAUGCUGAUCAGUUUCAUCUUCAUUCCCAACGUGCUGUGUUGUCUGUGGGUCGCUUUCUGCAUUAUUUCCAUCGAGUUGGGUGUCGCUGGCUACAUGGCCCUCUGGGACGUCAAUUUGGACAGUAUAUCCAUGAUCAACCUGAUCAUGUGCAUCGGUUUCAGCGUCGACUUCACAGCCCACAUCUGCUACGCCUACAUGAGCUCUAAACAAAAGUCUCCAGAUGACAGAGUGAAGGAGAGCCUCUACAGUCUUGGUCUGCCAAUAGUCCAAGGCGCAGCAUCAACUAUUCUGGGCCUAAUAGCUUUACUGCUCGCCGGAACCUACAUAUUUAUGGUGUUCUUCAAGAUGGUCUUCCUGGUGAUCUUCAUAGGAGCCAUGCACGGCAUGUUCCUUCUUCCUGUACUGCUGUCUCUCUUCGGUCCCUCCUCCUAUUCCAACGAGAGGAUAGAGAGCGAGAAGGCGCAGCAGAAGAAGAUGCAAGAGAAGGACCUGUCGUCUAAGCUUCAGCAGCCCUAUGUGAUCCCACAUCCGACUCUGUCAUUCUAUCACCCGACAGGAACGGCGAAGAGCCUUCACGGAAGCCCCGCAACCAGUCUAGCUGCGUUCGAGGAAAGGGAUCUAGGUCUAGGCACCAGCGAGGACAGUAACUCCACGGAGAGCGGCUCUUCGCAAAGCAGGAGACGCGAAGGGCAGGCGGAACAGGAGAAUCAAAGGCGUCACGACGUCUGGAGAAGAUCCAUCGGGGUCCUCUACGGAAUGUCCCAGUUCCAGACAGCCUCGCACCCUGCUGCACCUCCGCCAGACUACGCUGGCGCGGUACAAGAGCUACAGGCCGACCAGGAGCGUCGAGCCGUGAGGACGGUGCCUUACGUCGGCUCGCAUCCCGCGUACCGACCUGCCAAUCAGCUGCACAGGGAUCACAGGAGAAGUAGGUCGUACCACAACCUCCAUCAUCCGUCGAGGUACUUGACCGACCCCCGGUAUCCUUAGGGCAAUUAACGACCAGUGCAAUCGAUGAGCAGCACUCGGCGUAGCAGGACUCUGCGGUGAAUUUUCGUGUAUUCAUCGAGUUUCGUGACGAUUACCUGUGAAGAAUACGAUUAUCAACGCAGUUAACUUGAACCAAGCAGGAGUUGUGACCAUGGGUCAAUGCUGUCCAUGCGAGGGGCUCCUCACGUGCUCCGUUCUUCUAGGUACCCUCGGGUACACAAGGGCCUAGCUAGUGGACAUAGCUGCAAGUGCGCGUCGAGAGUGAGUGGAAAACUGUUUGGCUAUGCAAGUCCCCCGGUUGAGACUCUCGUGGACAGCACUGCUCUUUAUGCUCAGACAGGACACUCGAAGGUUUUGGGGUUGCAAAGGGGUCAUUAUCAUGGACGUUUAUCGACCAUCGUUAAACAGUACGCUUAGAGAAGCCUUCGCAAUAAGAAAGCUUCUCGGAGCUGAUAAUCUGUAAAUAUCUUUUGGCGAGUUUGCAAAGGGGCUCACUGGAUCUCGAGCUGCAAGCUUCAGGAAGGCUCCGGGAAACUUGGGAAGUGGAUUUCGUCAGAGUGCGUUUUUUUUAGCGGAAUUCAAGUGGAGCCAGUAUAAUAAUUCGAUGUAACUCGUUUCCUGGAGUGUUACACAAUCUCCACCGCGAUACAGCGAGGUCCGAAAACGUUGUAAGCAAAAUGUAUAAACGAGACUCUAAAAUAGUACGCAGUAUAAGAUUCUGCAAGUUUCGAUUCGACUAGGUAUCGUUUUGCGAAGGUUUAAUUUACGGCCACGCUAUAUCGUGGGUAGGAUUAUAAAUUUCAGCGCUCAGAGUGUUUCUGAGAGUCGUUGAGGCGUAGAGUAGUCUCGUUGUGCGUUUUCAGAAAAUAUCUAGUGUCUUAUUUUUCGAAAACGCAGAGCGACGUGCUUGCAAGCGUGAGUGAAUUUAUUACCAUUUUUACUCUGAAUCUUUGAUAAAUUUUUCCAGGUAGUCCUACUGUAGCGUCGAACUCUCGUUCCCUUACAAUAAUUAUUCUUAGGAUUUCUUAUCGUGCAAGCAUUUAAUAAAAAUUACCUCGACAUUUGCGAUCAUGUAGAUUCAAUGUCAUGUGACCUUCAGCAUAGUGUGUAAUUAGAGGGAAAAUAUUAUUGUCAAGUCACGUGAGUGAUGUAGUGCGCAGCAUUGUUAUUAAAAAUAUUUUCAAUUUAAUUUAUCGCGUUAUUUUUUCAGCUGGGUAAAUUUGAUCGACACUUUUUAUCGCGAGCCUAACUUAUUUCUGACGUUAGUAGGCGCAGUCACGUGAUUUGAUAAUAGUGUACCGUUUUAAAAGUCGUUCGCGAAACGAACGACACUUUGCUCAA
This is a messenger RNA of Megachile rotundata (alfalfa leafcutting bee), 8490 nucleotides long. RefSeq names its product patched domain-containing protein (gene Ptr). Lineage: Eukaryota; Metazoa; Arthropoda; Insecta; Hymenoptera; Megachilidae. Gene Ontology annotation, cellular component: plasma membrane; cytoplasmic vesicle membrane. The record is from RefSeq and is a predicted model, not a curated record.